AUGUCUAUUUCACGCUCAAAGUCUGCUCUACUAGUCUCUUCAUCUGCCGCCUUGCCCGGCAGCUCUCACAUAUACCCCGCUCGCCCCCUUCCCUUGCGUCGCACUCGUAGCGCGGGUGCUCACCAUACACCCUUGCAUGUGACAUCUCCUUAUUCGCCCCGAACAGAGCGGGAGGACCCAUUCAACCUGACCAGCUUCUUUCCCUCACAACUGUGCUUCGCUGAAGGUUCUCAAGAGCAACAGUGGAAGUGGCUGCAGGACUGCGACGGCGACAGCGACUCAGAAUGUGCGGAGCAUUCUCGAGUUUCCUCUCCGAUCGCGGAAGAAUUCCUGCCUCCGACACCACCAGAUACCAGUCUGAUCGGCGCUGCAGACGAAGCAACUGCAGAUAUCAUCAAACACGAGGACAAACUAGGCAUCCUGGCGCUCGGAGAAUUCAUGCCAUCUGGGGCCGCGAACGAUCCAUCUCUUGGAGAACAGCUGCUGUCCCCAUACGCCGAAGAUGGGCCCACGGACGACGAUGGCCUGUACUACGUGUUAUGUGGACUACGCAAGAGACAGGCUUCUUUGCUGCACAAACGCGAGAAGCCGCUGGUCACCUUCGACCAGCUAUUCGCGCCUCGGACCGACGGAGACGUCGAGCUUCUGGACGGAGACCGCGGGUCGCUAGUAUAUCGCGGCAUGUGGAGGGCACUCGAGUUCUUCGACGGGCAGCUUUAG
Molecule: messenger RNA, 720 nt
Organism: Laetiporus sulphureus 93-53
Lineage: Eukaryota; Fungi; Basidiomycota; Agaricomycetes; Polyporales; Laetiporaceae
Exons: 2
Coding region: 1-720 (239 amino acids)
Source: RefSeq, a predicted model, not a curated record